GUAAAGUUUGGAAGGCUGGGAGGUCUAUAGGGGGUGUGUGGACAGGGUGGAGGGAACGGAGGUGGAGGGAGGGUGCGUCUAUUAAUGUCCUCUUGAGACAUAUUCCUGUUUAAAAGGUCCCCUGGUGAGACUUGGGACAGACGUAAAAUACAGUAACUCUCUGGGGGAGCAAUAAGUGGACGCGGAGAGGGAACGCGCAGAGAGAGAAGAUAAGCGCUCUUUGUCAAAUCGAAAUAUUUGAUUUCUUUUUUUUUUUUUACAAAAACAUUUCACUUGAUCAAGGCGCAUUUAAAAGACCUUCGCGGUGAUUUCUCACAGCGCAGUUUACCUUUGAAAACUAUCUGGAAACUUCACACGCCGCGAAACUAACAAAAUGCCAGUCGAGACGAUGUCAAUCAGAGAUCGGUCAGCAGUGGGGCGGUUCCCAUCUGUCACUCUGGGCUGGGGGGAGGAGCCUGAGCCUGAGAAGGCGGAGUCUGGCAAAGAGGAGGCGGAGGAAGGGGCGUGCCGCCGCUGGCUGCGUAAGAUCUGUCCCUGCUGCUGCCGCAAGCCGAGUGACUCGUACGACGUGACAGACACUGUCAUCACAGAGGACGGGGAGAAGCCCUACCAGCCCCACACGGGGGGCAGCGAGCUGGAGGAUUUACUUUUGACAGUCCGCUCGAUGGACCUGCUGAAGUCAAAGACAGGCCAGAACCGGAAAGAGCACCACACCGACCUUUACCACGGCAACGACCUCAUCCUGCGGCGCGGCCAGACCUUCCAGAUGUGGCUGGACCUCUCGCGACCUUUCAACCCCAGCACGGACAAACUUCACCUGGAGCUGAAGACAGGUCCUCUUCCUGUGGUGUCAAAGGGCACACAUAUCAUUAUCCCCCUUGUGGAAGAGCUGGAAGACAACCGCUGGGAGGCCAAGAUUGUGCAGCAGGACAGCAGCCGGGUCAAGCUGUCCGUCAACUCGCCGCCCACGGCUGUGAUUGGCCGAUACCAGCUAAUGGUGGUCACACACAGCCCUGGGGGUGAGGCCACAUCGACACAUGACCCCAGCAACGAUAUCUACAUGUUGUUCAACCCCUGGUGUGAGGAUGACACAGUGUACAUGGAUGAUGAGGAGGAGAGGAAGGAGUACGUUCUGAACGACACAGGAAGGAUCUACUACGGGACAGAGCAGCAGAUCGGAGAGCGCACCUGGAACUUCGGACAGUUUGAUGAAGGGAUCCUCGCUGCCUGUCUGUAUAUCCUGGAUAAAAGUGAGGUUCCCCCCUCUGGUCGGGGGGACCCUGUUAAUGUGGUCAGAGUCAUAUCUGCCAUGAUUAACUCUCCGGAUGACCGCGGGGUGCUGGAGGGAAACUGGUCAGGGAACUACCUGGGCGGGACGUCGCCCACGGCGUGGAGCGGCAGCGUGGACAUCCUGAAGAAGUACCACGCCGAGGGGGGCAUGCCUGUCAAAUACGGACAGUGCUGGGUUUUCUCUGGGGUCACCACCUCAGUGCUGAGGUGUCUGGGAGUCCCCACUCGCAGUGUGACCAAUUUCAACUCUGCCCACGACACAGACGUCUCCUUGACAACAGACGUGUACUUUGAUGAGAACCUGGAGUCGAUCGACCACCUGAACGGCGACUCUGUGUGGAACUUCCAUGUGUGGAAUGACUCCUGGAUGGCCCGUCCAGACCUGCCCCCGGGGAUGGGGGGGUGGCAAGCGGUGGACUCCACCCCCCAGGAGACCAGCCAGGGCACCUUCCGCUGUGGCCCCGCCUCCCUCGCUGCCGUCCGCAGCGGAUUGGUCUACCUCAAGCACGACACGCCCUUCGUCUUCGCCGAGGUGAACAGUGACAAGAUCUACUGGCAGCGGAACCCGGACGGGACCUUCAAUAAGUUCCACACCGAGAAGAAGGCGGUGGGACACUGCAUCAGCACCAAGGCUGUGGGGUCAGAAAAGCGCGAGGACAUCACCCACCUCUACAAGCACCCUGAGGGAACGGAGGAAGAGCGCAUUGCAGUAGAGACGGCAUGUCGCUACGGCUCAAAGCCAGACGUCUACGCCACCCCCGAGGCUGAGGACGUGAAGAUCGAGGUCACCAUGGAGGGGGAGGGGCCCCGCAUGGGAGGCGACGCCCAGCUGACCAUCAUGCUGCGUAACACCAGCUCACAGCCCCGCAGUACCACCCUCCACAGCCAGGUGGCUGUCAUGUACUACACCGGCGUGCUCAAGGGCACUGUCAAAAAGGACAAGAUCCCCAUCGAGCUGAUGCCUAACGAGGAGAAGACCAUGGAAUGGUUUCUGCUGUACCAGCACUACCAGGGCCAGCUGGUGGACCAGGCAGCCCUGAUGCUGACACUGUCGGGUCGGGUCAAAGAAACCCAGCAGGUUCUAGCCACCCAGUUCAUCUUCCGUCUCCGGACCCCAGACCUCACCAUAACGCCUGUAGGGGAAGCUGUGGUGGGGAAAGAGAUGGCAGCCAAAAUCUCGUUCACCAACCCUCUGCCGCGUGUGCUGAAGAACGUGGUGUUCCGAGUGGAGGGGCUGGGGCUACAGAGCGUUCGGGAGAUUGCCGUGGGGGAUGUGGGUAGCCACUCCACCGUGACCCUGACAGAGAACUUUGUCCCCUCCCUGCCUGGAUCCAGGAAGCUGGUGGCCUCGCUGGACUGCCGGCAGCUCACGCAGGUUCAUGGUGUCGCCGACAUCAUCGUGCGAGAGAACUGAGUCUGUGUGUCGGGGGGCAGUUUUCGUCUGUCCAUCUGUCUGACCGGCUGUGGGACUCUCACUCUCUCUCCCUCUCUCUCUUUCCAUGUCAUGAAGGAGUACACUAACUGUACUGGGAUCAGGUAACUGGGCUCUCCAUGACAGAGCGCAUAGUGUUUAGCCCUUGUGACCAGUAACUGUAGAUUGCACUGUACUGAUCCCAGGCUUCUGAAGCCAGUGACACACACCAGCAUCUACUGAUUCAGUUUUCCUUCCUCCCAACUACCAGCACAGUCCUAGUGGCUGUGGUUUUGUAACAUAUGUGAAUUAGAUUAUUAGAAUGAUUACUUUUAUAAUAUUAUUAUUAUAU
Messenger RNA from Megalops cyprinoides (Indo-Pacific tarpon), 3053 nucleotides. Its product is annotated as protein-glutamine gamma-glutamyltransferase K-like. The coding region runs from base 374 to 2704 and encodes 776 amino acids. Gene Ontology annotation, molecular function: protein-glutamine gamma-glutamyltransferase activity. Gene Ontology annotation, biological process: peptide cross-linking. The record is from RefSeq and is a predicted model, not a curated record. The transcript has 14 exons. Lineage: Eukaryota; Metazoa; Chordata; Actinopteri; Elopiformes; Megalopidae.